AUGUAUUAUGUUCAACCGUGGAUGCUUGCCGUAAUCAUUCCGCUUGCAGGAAUCAGAGAAGGUCAACAACUAUUAUAUGAAUUACAUUUAUUUAAUAAGAAAUCAUUUGCUAAUGCAGGUUACUAUGUAGGAAUGUUUGGAUCUAGCGCUUUAUUAGCAUUUAGUCUUGAAUUCAGUGAAUAUUUAUUAGUUUCAAAUACCUCUUCACUUACACUAAGUGUAUCGGGCAUUUUUAAGGAAGUUGUGAUGCUCUAUUUGGCGGUUGAAUAUAAUGAUAAUCAAUUAAAUGCUCUAAAUAUCAUUGGUCUUGUUAUAUGUCUCACUGGUAUAGUCUUUCAUUGUAUUCUCAAAUUCUGUGCACUACAGAAAGAAAAAUCGACGAAUGGAGAUACGACUACCAAUGAACGUUUACUUUUGCGUAGAUUAGAAUCGGGUGAUGAAUGGUCAAUAGAUGCUGAUCCAAAUAAUCGGCGUACAAGCCUGAAUGAUUGA
Molecule: messenger RNA, 492 nt
Organism: Rotaria socialis
Lineage: Eukaryota; Metazoa; Rotifera; Eurotatoria; Philodinida; Philodinidae
Source: the annotation of a GenBank genome assembly